AGUUCCAGACAGCUAGCCUCCCGGUUUCAUGAACAGUUUGUAGUUCGAGAUGAUCUGAUGGGUCUGGCCAUCGGAACUCAUGGCGCCAACAUCCAGCAAGCCCGUAAAGUUCCUGGAGUCACAAACAUUGACCUGGAUGAAGAGACCUGCACCUUCCACAUCUACGGGGAGGACCAGGAUGCUGUCCGCCUAGCCAGGAGUUUCCUUGAGUUCUCAGAAGACAUCAUUAAAGUUCCCCGGAACUUAGUAGGCAAGGUGAUCGGCAAAAACGGCAAACUGAUCCAGGAAGUCGUGGAUAAGUCAGGUGUGGUGAGGGUUCGAAUCGAGCCGGAGAACGACAAGAAGCCCUCUGCAGCGGCGGCAGCAGCUGUGGACGAGGUCCGUGCAGAUGAAGGAAUGGUGCCGUUUGUGUUUGUGGGGACAAAGGAAAGCAUCUCCAACGCUACAGUGCUGCUGGACUACCACCUGAACUACCUGAAGGAAGUGGAUCAGCUGCGUCUGGAGCGCCUUCAGAUCGAUGAGCAGCUCAGACAGAUCGGAGGAGGAGGCGGAGGAGGAGGAGGAGGGGCGGGACCCCGAAACCUGAAAGACAAAGCCUACGUGUUUGAUAACGGCAUGGGGAUGGGGAUGGGCCGAGGAGCUGGAGGAGGAGGAGGAGGGAAAACCUACGCAGGAGGAAGAGGUGGACGGGGACGGCGAGGGGGAGGAGCAUCUUUCACAUCUGGCACCAACUCAGAGGCGUCCAACGCUUCAGAGACUGAGUCAGACCACAGGGAGGAGCUCAGCGAUUGGUCGCUUGCUCCCACUGAGGACCUGAUGACGGGAGGCGGGACUCUGCCAAGAAGGACGGACGGCAGGAAGAGAGGAGGCAGCAGUGGUCUGAGGGGACGAGGCGGGAGAGGAAGAGGAGGAUAUAAAACUGUAGGUGAAGACAUGCAGUGGAGCGACCCAAGACCUCGCCAUGUUCGAGACCCCAAAACCAGAGCCCAAGAGGACACCUUACAGAUUCGCAUCGAUGGAAACAACGAGCGCAGCGUGCAGCACUCGUCAGGUGGGCGAGGAGGAGGAGGAGCAGGAGGAGGAGGAGCAGGAGGAGGGGGGCCGUCCUCGUCUCAGAGCGGCCUCGGCGUCGGAGCGGAGGGCCAGUCCCGUCAUCACCACCAGAGACCCAUUAGAGAGCGAGGGAUGAAGAAGGACAAACAGGACGCUCCUACUCUGGUGAACGGAGUGUCGUAGAUGAAUCCAUGAUGGAGGACCUUCUCACCGCACACACUCAGAAACACACAACUCAUCACCAGACGCAACACAACCUCUGCUUUUCUUUUUCCUUUCCUCUCUACUCACCUGUCCACCUGCAUGGAAGUCCAGUCCUGAACCUCGGCUGCUCUGGGAUCUUCUCACUCCCUCUGGUGUCUCCUGUUGUUCUCUGGAGUCAACAAGUUGUUUUUUUUUAACACACACUGACACACACACACACACAAAAAGAAAAAACAGACUAAGCCUCAUUUGUGACAGAAUCAUUACCAGAAGGAUUGUCCCAUUCCAGUGCAUUAAACCAACCAUUCUGCUACUACCCAUCAGACAUGUUGACCAGAGGAACGCUGGGAGCUUUCAGGUGAAAGCAGGAGCGACCAGUGUGUGUUUUAUCAGUCAUCUUUUCACUAGUGUUCUCACACACACACACACACACACACACACACACACACACACAGCAACAUUUUUAUAAAACCAUUCUUCUCACAGUCUGCAGGGGUCAAAAACAAACAACUUCUUUAUGUGGGAAAAGUUCUGCAGACGCCACUUUGAUUUUAAACUCCUGUUCAAGAUGGCAGCGCUAACACAAGCUAAUCUCUGUGUUCUGUUUCAUUCAAUAAACCUAAAUCUGUUCAGAAGGAAA
Messenger RNA from Austrofundulus limnaeus, 1897 nucleotides. RefSeq names its product fragile X messenger ribonucleoprotein 1 homolog B-like. Gene Ontology annotation, cellular component: cytoplasmic stress granule; nucleus; neuron projection. Gene Ontology annotation, molecular function: translation regulator activity; mRNA 3'-UTR binding. Lineage: Eukaryota; Metazoa; Chordata; Actinopteri; Cyprinodontiformes; Rivulidae. Gene Ontology annotation, biological process: mRNA transport; regulation of mRNA stability; positive regulation of long-term neuronal synaptic plasticity. The record is from RefSeq and is a predicted model, not a curated record.